Dovyalis caffra is the source of this 402-nucleotide messenger RNA. The record is from the annotation of a GenBank genome assembly. NCBI's taxonomy places the organism in Eukaryota, Viridiplantae, Streptophyta, Magnoliopsida, Malpighiales, Salicaceae.
AUGGCGAAUUGGGUAAGUGCAGGGAGGUCUACCUCCACAAUGAUGCGUGCAACACUGAGGAAAACAACAAAAUCAGCAUCACCAAGUACAAGAAUUUCGGUUUCUCCAUUUUCUUCAAUUCGUCUUCCUAAUUUAACUCUCCGUUGUCAUUCCCGCAUUUCGUCUUCGAGAUUGGUGCGUCGAGAAUUGAGCUCACUUUUUCCUGUCCACAGCGCUAUCGCUUCUGCAUGUCUUGUCUCUAAACUCCCUAACGAAGUCAGUACCUCCUCUGAAGGCUUUGCACACUCCAAUGCUUUCAGAAAACAGUUGGCUCUAACUGAUUACCAGGUCCUGUAUACAAUCCUCGCUUGCAAGUUGCAACAAGGCAAGGAACGGAACGAUGAUCAUGUCACAUACUCAUAA